UUAUGAGAGCCCAUAUUCCACCAGGCCCGCCUGAAAACCCGAUCUGUUUCCCUCCGGCGAAGUGUAAAACCUCCGCACGAAGUCACUGUUCCGGGAAGGUUCCGUUUUUUCGUUUCUCGCACUUCAAUCUGAGCAUUCAACCAUACAAUUGAUUUCAUUUUCAUGCUGGAACUGAUUCGAAUUCUUCGAAUUUGGUAUUUCUUGAACUCUCUGCUCUUUGAUUUCUCGUUUUUCUCUCCGGCCGUUGUUUUCCAUGGCGACGAGGAACCGAACAGCGCAGUUCAGAAAGCACAGGGACGCCGUGAAGAGCGUCCGUGCGCCUUUAUCUUCCUCGGCAGCUAGUUCGAGCGGGCCAGUUAUUGAGAUGGUGAGUUCAUCUCUUCUUCGUUCAAAGGGCUCUUCUUAUGCUCCUCUUAGCACUGAAGAUCCAGGACCUUCUAGUAGUGAUGCAUUUAUGGUUGGCCUACCUCCAGCUUGGGUGGACGAUUCUGAAGAAAUAACUGUAAAUAUACAGAACAUUCGUAGGAAGAUGGCGGGGUUAGUCAAAGCUCAUUCUAAAGCUUUAAUGCCUUCUUUUGCUGAUGGCAAAGAAGAUCAGCAUACUAUUGAGGCUCUUACGCAAGAGAUUACCAAUCUUUUGAAAACCUCUGAGAAGAGGUUGAAGAAAAUUUCUAGCACCGGAGCCUCUGAGGAUUUUAACAUAAGGAAAAAUGUCCAGCGUUCUCUUGCUACAGAGCUUCAGAACCUUUCUAUGGACCUCCGGAGACGGCAGUCAAUGUAUCUGAAACGUCUGCAGCAGCAAAAGGAGGGACAUGAUGGAAUUGAUUUGGAGAUAAAUUUGAAUGGUAACAAAACUCUACUGGAGGAUGACGGAUUUGGUGAAUUUGGAAUCAAUGAAAACCAAACGAUGACAUUAGGAACGGAUGAGCAGCACAUCCAGGGAAGGGAGAAAGAGAUCAUACAGGUUGUGAAAUCGGUGAAUGAGCUCGCCCAAAUUAUGAAGGAUCUCUCAACCCUUGUUAUAGACCAGGGUACCAUUGUUGAUAGAAUUGACCACAAUAUUCAAAAUGUUGCUGCAUCAGUUGAGGAGGGCUAUAAACAGCUUCAGAAGGCAGAGAAAACUCAGAAGAGCGGAGGAAUGGUGAAGUGUGCAACAGUGCUUGUUAUUAUGUGUUUCGUGAUGCUGCUUCUCUUGAUACUCAAGGAGAUAAUUAUGUAAUAAAUGUUUGGCGGCCAUAGGCUUGUUGCUGACAAUUUUUCUUUUUCUCUUUAGCUAUGUUCAAAUUGGAUGAUAAGGUCAUCUUGGAUUUAGGAUGCUGUCGUUCUCUGUGUGUUAUGUAUUAUUCUUGAUGUCGUUGUAUAUGGUAUCAUUGGAACGAUAUUCUUUGAAAUAUCACAUUCCUUCAUCGUU
Molecule: messenger RNA, 1411 nt
Organism: Momordica charantia (bitter melon)
Lineage: Eukaryota; Viridiplantae; Streptophyta; Magnoliopsida; Cucurbitales; Cucurbitaceae
Product: syntaxin-42
Biological process (GO): vesicle fusion; intracellular protein transport; vesicle-mediated transport
Cellular component (GO): endomembrane system; membrane; SNARE complex
Molecular function (GO): SNAP receptor activity; SNARE binding
Source: RefSeq, a predicted model, not a curated record